AUGAUUUUAUCUGGGCAAAAUGUUGACCAAGACAGAUCCCAAGCAGCAGACCUUUUACCAAAAAAUUAUAAAUCAGUUGAUGAAGAACUUGAUGAUCAUAUUUGGGUGAAUAAAAAAAUUGAUGAAAAAGCUAAUAGUUACUUUGAAGUUUUACUAGCAGCUGCUAGAAAUAAAAAUUCUUGGAAAGUUGUGAGUAGACCUACUUAUAAUUAUACUGCAUAUGCAGCAGUGCAAUUAAUGAAAACUAAUUUGGUUAAUGAGGCUGUAGAUACAAUAAUGAUUGAUGAGGAUGAAAAUACAAUAAUAAUUGAUAAUGCUGAAUUAGACAAUAUGUUAGAAAAAGACAGUAAACAAAUUGAUAAAGAAACUAAGGCUAGGGAGCUUACAAAACAAAAUGUAUUUGUACAUAGGCCUUAUUGA
Messenger RNA from Cetraspora pellucida, 420 nucleotides. The record is from the annotation of a GenBank genome assembly. NCBI's taxonomy places the organism in Eukaryota, Fungi, Glomeromycota, Glomeromycetes, Diversisporales, Gigasporaceae.